UGUUGGAGAAAAAAACUUUUUAAAACAAACUUCCAUUGCUGAAUCAAUAACAUAACAUACUAUUUUAUUUUUAUGCUUCCACAAUCAUUUUGCUUGCUUCUCUUGCUAUCCUUUGCUGAAAUGUUUAUCCCUGGUAAGCGCAGGAGCAACAAAGAACCUAGGUUCUAGGGGCUGAUUGGUGGCUGCAUAUUGCAUAAUGCAUAAUGAUUGUCAUUGGCUCACCCAUGUGUUCAGUUAGAAAACAGUAGUGCAUUGCUGCUCCUUCAACAAAUGAUACCAAGAGAAUACAUUUUUUUGGAUAAUAGAAGUAAACAGGAAAGUAGCUUAAAAUUGUAUGUUCUACUGAAAUCCUGAAGGAGAAGUUUUGUUUUUCAUGUCCCUUUAAGGUAAAACUCAAUCAUUUGUGUUAGUUUUUUUUGGAAUGAACAGCUUCUGUUUGGACGUUAUUUGCUGUUAUGGAUAUUAUUUGUUUGUGUUUGUUUGUGCUAGCUUGUUUCUGGACUACAUCACUAGAAUAAAGGACAAAAUAUGUAAUAUUCCUAUUUAUUAUUGUAUAUCAUUUAUUAUAUUUCAUUUUGUGAAAACCAUAGUCAGGUGGAAAGCUAGCUAAGCAGCAGCAAUGGACUACUGGUAGCGUAGCAGCUGUUGAUUGGUUGCUGCACAAUGCACAUAUACCGUCCUCUUUUCAUUGUCUUAUCUGAUAUGUUUAGCCCACACUAGUGCAUUUCUGUUCCUACUAACACAAAUAGCAUUGCAUGCAUCAUAUGUACAGUAGUCUGAAUCAUGAGCAUAAUGUUUUUGGGUUCUAUGACUUUUGAAGAUUAUUCAGAUGUCAGCUUCCAUAUCUCACUAAGGAGGACAUGGAUACACUGAAAAUUUCUAUGUGAUCAUUAGGCACAAAGUGUACACUUUGAAGUUACCAUUUUGAAAUAUGGAACAUCUAAAGAAUUUUUCCAGACUGGAUUUCCAAGCAAAACGCGAAGUCAUAAAUAAUGGAAGACCAAUGCCUGAGCUUAAAGAACUAGUUCAGCCACAGAAAAAUAUAACAAGGUCUUUUCAAACAGAGUGGUAUCAGAGAAAAGAGUGGCUGUGUGGCUGUGCUACAAAUAAUCGCCUUUACUGUUUUCCAUGCCUUCUGUUCUCCACUACCGACACCAUUUGGACAAGUACAGGAUUUGCAGAUUUAAAAAAUAUAUCCAGGGGCCUCAAUAUACAUGAGAAAUCACUCAGUCACAUCCAGAAUCUAAUAGCUUUUAAACCCUUUGGAACUGUAAGGAUUGAUGCAGCUUUGAACGAACAGAGAAGAUUACAAAUAAACAACCACAAUGCUAAAGUAAAAGAAAACUGUGAGAUUUUAAAACAAUUAAUUAAUACAACUGUCCUCCUAGCAAGGCAGGAAUUAGCAUUUCGUGGUAACGAUGAAGGUGCAAACUCUUGGAAUCGUGGCAACUAUGUGGAGGUAGUAUAUUUUAUAGCAGAGAUCCAUGACAAAUUAGCGACGCAUUUGGAGACAGCCACAGUUUUUACUGGAUUAUCUAACAGAAUCCAAAAUGAUUUAAUAGAAUCAGUCGCUGAUGCCAUUAGAGAUGACAUAAAAAAGGAGAUCGAUGCAACCCCAUUUGUUGCUAUUGAAGUUGAUGAGACAACUGAUGUCACUAACAAAUCCCAGAUAUCUGUAGUUUUUCGUUAUGUGACGAACAAUGAGUUGACUUGUGAGGUUAAGGAGGCGUUCUUGGGAUUUGAUGAAGUGAUUGACAGACGAGCAACAGCUAUUGCUAAUUAUGUAUUUGGAGUGUUGGAGAAAUACAAUUGUUUGCAAAAGCUGGUCAGUCAGACUUACGAUGGAGCUGCUGUGAUGGCAUCAGAUUUUAAUGGGGUUCAGGCCAAGAUAAAAGAAAAAGUUCCAGAAGCAACAUUUUUCCAUUGUUAUGCCCACAAAUUGAAUCUGGUGCUUUCGCAUUCAGCAAAAUGUAUGCCUGCGUGUAAAAUAUUUUUUUCAAAACUGGAGCAUCUUGUCUCUUUUUUCAGUCACUCCACCAAGCGCACCCACCUACUGGACGAUGUGGUAAAGAAACGUUUACCAAGAGCGGCACCCACCAGAUGGAGUACAAACUCCAGACUAGUGCAGACGGUCAACAUGUACCUACCUGAUCUGCAUGCUAUGUUCGGGAUUAUAGUUGAUGAUGAAGAGAAAUGGGAGGGUGACACCGCGUUUCUUGCUUCUGGAUUUCUACAAUGGCUGAAUAAAGCAUCAACCUGCUUCCUACUUAUGGCAUAUGAGGAAAUUUUCUUAAAAACUGACGGACUCUUUCUUAUACUACAGCAUAGAGUAAUGGAUGUUGCAUUCUGCUGUGAGUCAAUUCGGGAAGUAAUGGCAUUUCUGGAACGCCAGAGACAAGACUUUGACGCUUUCUAUAAGCGAUUUGAGGACAGAUGCGUCAGAUUUGGGCUCACAGAGAAUGAGAGAGGCAAUCAGCCUAUAAGAGAUGUAAGGAGAAGGAUGUUUUAUAAUAUUCUGGACAAUGUGAUUGUUCAGAUGAAAGCCAGAUUUGAUCAUUAUGAGGAGCUAUCGUUUCUCAGUUUGGUUGACUGUACAAAACUUAAAGAAAUUGCAGAAAAUUUUGAUGACACCAAACUGCAAAGCCUAGGAAAAUACAGAAAGCACUUUGAUUUGCUUCGACUCAAAUGUGAUCUGGUGGGCUUAUACAGUGCAGAAAGAGUAAGGACUGAAUGCAAAUCACCAUUACAGCUCCUCAAUUUUGUGAUUGAGAAUGAUUUGAUGAAUGGUCUUCCAGAGGCUGUAAAAUUAUUCAAGCUGGUGCUCACAAUGCCAGCUACAACAGCUUCUGUAGAACGAUCAUUUUCUACAUUGAAAAGAAUAAAAACCCACAGUCGCAAUAGGACUGAACAGAGUUGACUUUCCUCACUGGCACUCUUGUCUAUUGAGACACCUAGACUUUUAAUGUUAAAAGCUAAAGACAAAGAGGAUUUCUACAAGAAAGUAACCGAAAAGUUUGUUUUAAAAGAAAGACGAAUGGACUUUAUUUAUAAAUGAGACUCUGUAGGUGCCCGACCACAGAAAAGAAAACAUGUCUGCAGUGCUACAAAAAAGUCCCAGUUUCAAGUGUUCAUGAUUACACCCCACCACCAGUUCGAAUUUGUUCUAUGUUAUUUAUUAAAGAGUUCUAUUUUUAAAACAAAAAA
Bombina bombina (fire-bellied toad) is the source of this 3204-nucleotide messenger RNA. RefSeq names its product zinc finger MYM-type protein 1-like. The record is from RefSeq and is a predicted model, not a curated record. Lineage: Eukaryota; Metazoa; Chordata; Amphibia; Anura; Bombinatoridae. Gene Ontology annotation, molecular function: protein dimerization activity. Bases 932 to 2917 code for a protein of 661 amino acids. The transcript is spliced from 2 exons.